Messenger RNA from Trichoplax adhaerens, 1284 nucleotides. RefSeq lists its product as uncharacterized. The record is from RefSeq and is a predicted model, not a curated record. Bases 1 to 1284 code for a protein of 427 amino acids. The transcript has 7 exons. NCBI's taxonomy places the organism in Eukaryota, Metazoa, Placozoa, Uniplacotomia, Trichoplacea, Trichoplacidae.
AUGGAACACCAGGAAAUCGAAAAAUCGCCGAAAGGAGUACUAUCUGAUAUGGACAGGAUAUCCGUCAAUAGCUAUGAUGCUGCCGUUGAUACCCAUCGAAUUCGCUGGAAUAAACCUCAAGAUACUGAGGGUACUCCAGAAGUAGCACCAUGUGGACUGUCACAAAAGACUUUCAAAAUGCUGGCAGGACUUGUGAUUGUAAUUGCAAUUGCCGUCUCCUGGGUUGGCUCCACUCAAUUUGCACAGAGCACCUAUAGCGCAACAUUUUUUGCACCGUAUUUCACAACCUGGUUUUCUACCUGCUGGAUUAUUGUAUGUUACCCGACCAUGUUACUUGUUGGUAAGCUGAAGGGCAGGUCAUUUACUGAAAUGUACAGGGAGAGCGAAACUAUCUACGGCCCGCGUGGGUUAUGCUUGAUGAACAUACUCAAAAUUGCUCUUCCAUUCUGUAUUUGCUGGAUAGUAGCCAAUUUCCUGUACAUUUACGCUUUGGGAUUAAUUCAGCCAUCCGACGUAACAGCAAUCUUCUCGUCGACGUCAGCUUUUGUAUAUGUUUUUUCCUUAAUCUGGUUAAAGGAAUCAUUUAUGAUACUUAGGGCGAUGGCUACCGCAAUAUCAAUUGUUGGAAUAGUUCUCUUUGCCUACUCAGACGGCUUUGGUCGCUUUCAAUUAGUUGGGGUAUUCUUGACUGUUGGGGGUUCGAUUGCGGCAUCUCUGUAUAAGGUAUGGUUAAAACGAGUUGUUGGAAACGCUUCUUUUAACCAGAUAGGUUUUUUCCUGUCUGUAUUAGGACUUUUGAAUCUUCUCCUGUUUUGGCCAAUUAUUUUAAUUUUGUAUUAUACAAACGCUGAGACAAUUGAUUGGAAUAAUCUUCCAAUAACUUUCUUAUGUGGUUCAGCAGUUUUGGGUGUAGCGUUUAAUUUCCUUGUAAACUUUGGUAUCGCCUUCACAUUUCCGCUGUUUAUUUCGCUUGGAACUGUAAUUGGUAUUCCAAUAAAUGCGUUAGUUGACACGAUAUUUCGCCAGAAAAGCUUUGGUGCUAUUAAGAUUGGUGGUAGCGCUUGCAUUAUUAUCGGGUUCUUGGUAAUGCUAAUCGGGGAUGAGAAAUCCCGACAAAUAUCUGAUAAUAUUAUGAGCAUUUUAUGCUGUGGAAGAUCAGUUCAAUUUUGCCAUAGAUCUACUGAUAAUCUUAAAGAAGAUGAGUUAGAGAGUGACCCUAAAGAUAUUCCUUCAGUAGCAGAUAUGAAUAGUCACAAUAAAAUUGAAAAUGGAGUGAAAGCGUGA